AUGUCUGAAAGCUCAGGAAUAUUUAAUCAAACUUUUGUUUACUGUGGUGUCUGUCAUCGAAGAUCCACUUUAGGAGAUCCAUUAAGUCUUACCUCAUGUGCACACAUUCUUUGUUCUCAACAUGUACUGCCUUCUAAGGUAUGUCCCAUUUGUCAAACAAAUGAUAUAUCCAUUAUUCUUCUCACAGACUCCAAACCUCUUCCCAAUGAUGUCAGGAUUUUCUUUGAACCAAUGCCACAAGUGUUAGAACAACUGUAUAACGUGUCCCAAUUCCAAAUGAAUGGAUGGAUAAACCAAUGUAAAUAUUAUCAAUCUCACUGUGUUAAACUUAGGGAAAAAUGUGCAAGACAACAACAACUUCUGUACCAGGCAAAACAGGAGCUGGACGCCAUUACAACUUACAAGAAUAAGAUCAAAGAAUUGGAAAAUAUUAUCAAGAGGCAAAAUAUCACUAGACUGGAAUUUCAACAAAGCUCAAGAUCUCUUUCUACAUCAUCCUCGCUAAUGGGGAAACAUCCACCGCCACCAACAGUGGAUCUAACUUUGGAUGAUGAUGAGGAACACAGUUUGGAAGCUAUUGAAGAAGCAUCUUUUCUUAAUAAAUUGAAGAAAACAUCAUCCCUAUGGAAUUCCAAAACUAAGGUAAAUAACAAAGCCAAUGCAAGAGGACAACGUAAAAAACAGUCUCAAAUACUUCCAAGUAAUAAUAAUAAUAAUCAUACUUCUAUUACCAUUGCAGCGGAAUCUACUCAAUUAAAUCGUCAGGGCUAUUCUCCUACUACAAAUUCAGUCAAUUCAAAUAUUAGUGAAAUUAUUCAUUCGUUGUCAUCUCCAUCUUCUUCUGCUCAUUUAUCCCCCGGACCUUCCUCAAUUUCAUCAAACAUCCCAUCUUCGAAGCUAGUCCCUAAUUCGUAUUCAAAAACAAAUGGCAACAAUGAUAAUAUUAUUAAUAAUAUUAACAAUAAUAAUACGGGAAUGAAUAACACAAGUAGGGCUCAAUUCCCAAACGCUUUAGAGAAAUUACGAAUCGUCAGGAGAAACAACACAAUAAGUUCUAAUCCAACAAGAACAAUAUCAAAUAGCCAAGGGAUUUUGACUCACAUGAGAAGUAGUGAGGGUAUUUCAGCUAGGAAUAUUGGCAGUGAAUUAAAGCAGAUUCACGAUAAUGCUCCAUUAUCAAUGAGACGACGUUCCUCGUCACAACAAAUACUCACUAUUAAUUCAAAGAACUCAUCUUCUUCUUCUACUAAUCGAAUAGCCAAGGGUAGUAACGACAAGUUUAGGAGGAUAAGAUGA
Molecule: messenger RNA, 1296 nt
Organism: Naumovozyma castellii
Lineage: Eukaryota; Fungi; Ascomycota; Saccharomycetes; Saccharomycetales; Saccharomycetaceae
Gene: CST9
Product: SUMO ligase CST9
Exons: 1
Coding region: 1-1296 (431 amino acids)
Source: RefSeq, a predicted model, not a curated record